UCUUUUAUAUUUGUUUCUUAUUUUUUGGGAUUCAAGCUUUUCCUCCCUACCUUCCGUUAUUAUAUCUUUACAGCGAAGUUGUACCGCGCGUUAGGGCAUCUGGGAGUUGACUCCAGAUUCCACCCACCCCAAAGAUGCCAUACACGAGAGCAAAAAGGUCUGCUUCACCUCAGACCUCUGUCUCACCUGUCAAAGGCCGCCGAUCAAGAUCAUUGUCGAGGUCUAGAAGGAGUCGUUCUAGGAGCCCAUCUGUGGAUGCAAACAAUCCUGGAAACAACUUGUAUGUAACAGGCUUAUCCACAAGGGUUACCUCUGCUGAUGUUGAGAAAUUCUUUAACAAAGAAGGCAAGGUGUUGGAGUGCCAUCUUGUAACUGACCCUCGCUCCAGAGAAUCUCGUGGAUUUGCAUUUGUCACAAUGGAAACUGUAGAGGAUGCAGAGCGAUGCAUUAAGUACUUGAAUCGUUCUGUGCUUGAAGGUCGACUAGUCACUGUGGAAAAGGCGAAGAGGAAGCGAGGGAGGACACCUACUCCAGGAAGGUAUCAAGGCUUGAGAGAUAAGCGAGAUGCAGGACGUGAUCGUGGAGAUCGUGAUUAUGGUGAUCGUGACCGUGACCGUGACCGUGAUCGUAGAAGAUCUCGUAGCUAUUCACCUCGUAGGCGGAAAGACAGAGAGCCUCCUUCCAGGGACAACCGCCGAGGAAGAUCACGUUCUCCACCAGCUAGGGAUAGGAGGGUGGAUGAGCAUUCAGACUCGUAUAGGAGGCGCAUGGAUCACUCCUGAAUCUGCUGCCAGAUAUAGCUACUGUUGCCGGACUUUCCCCCAGGUCGAGGCACAUUUACUUUGGUCUGUGAUGUGGGAUUUCGGGAUCUUAAUUAGUACAUUUGCGCUUUAAUUUUACCAACUCUCUCGGUAAUGUUGUUGUACUUGUAUGAAAUAGACAUGUCUAGUUAAAUGCUGUGAGGCCACAUUUGUUGUUGAUCACUUUCCCAGCUUUGCUAUGAAAAUGCUGUGUUUGAAUCUUAA
This is a messenger RNA of Rosa rugosa (rugosa rose), 1025 nucleotides long. Its product is annotated as serine/arginine-rich splicing factor SR45a-like. The transcript has 7 exons. Gene Ontology annotation, biological process: positive regulation of mRNA splicing, via spliceosome. NCBI's taxonomy places the organism in Eukaryota, Viridiplantae, Streptophyta, Magnoliopsida, Rosales, Rosaceae. Gene Ontology annotation, cellular component: spliceosomal complex. The coding region runs from base 135 to 782 and encodes 215 amino acids. Gene Ontology annotation, molecular function: RNA binding. The record is from RefSeq and is a predicted model, not a curated record.